Molecule: messenger RNA, 6351 nt
Organism: Tetranychus urticae (two-spotted spider mite)
Lineage: Eukaryota; Metazoa; Arthropoda; Arachnida; Trombidiformes; Tetranychidae
Product: lysosomal-trafficking regulator
Molecular function (GO): protein binding
Source: RefSeq, a predicted model, not a curated record
UCUCAAAGCUUGUUUUGAAAAUGAAUUGGUAAUGUUUCAAUUCUUGGGUUAUUCGAUGUGUUGUUUAUUUUGGUAAUUUAUAAAUAAUUCAUUUGUGUUCUUUUUUAUUAAUCAACUGUAAUUAUUGUUCAAAGCUUCAAUCAUGUAUGGACCUGUUACUUGUGUUGAUGAACACAAAUGGGAUCCGAGUAUUAAUAACCCAUUGUUUAAUGAAAUGGUUGAUCUAUUGAAAUGUCAUCAUGAGAUGUUAUCUAAAAUUUGGGCUCUAGCUGAUAUGGACUGUUAUAGUUCUUCAGAUUCAGAUGAAUUUGCGCUAGCAAUGCAUGUGAUUCAAUCUAAAAUUGGUGGAUAUGAAGCUCCUAAUCAUCUUACACCACCUUGUAAAAAAAAGAUCGCACUUUACACUUCAAUGCCUUUCAUUUCAUUCACUCCUCGGCCACUUCAAGGAGAGGUUAAUCGUGAGGAUCAUAACCUACAAGUGACACGGAAUCCUUUGGUGCUGUUUGCUGAGAUAAAAAAUGAUUUGAGUAAAAAUUUACUUGAAAUCGGUGGGAUUGGUGCUUUAAUUUUCUUUUUUGCCAAAAUUGUUGAAGUUACUUCCAAUGACGAAACUCAAGCUCGUGCUCUUAAUAUAUUGUUACAAGUCUGCAAGACUCACUACGAAUUUAUGUUAUCUUUUGCAUACGAGUUUAAUGGAUUUCGUUUGAUUAAUUCUGUCUUGGAAACGCCUAAUUGCAAUGUUUCAUGUAAAGUUUAUCAGCCAUAUCUUAAUUGUUGCUUGAGCAGCUUAGAUACCAAGCAAGCCAUAAUUAUCAACUCAAUAGCGUUUUCCCAUCUUAUCUCGUCUUGGAGAGCCUGGCACCGAAAACCUGAGACUAUAAAUUGUUUUACUAAUAUGUUAUUAGAUCUGAUAUCUCCAGUUAAUUCAAGGAGAGAAUUUAAUAUUCUCCAAAUGAGACGUGGUCAUAUUGUUGAUAUUAUUUUAACCAUGCUCAAAGACACUUUGGUUCAAAUGGAUGACAGCAAUCUCGAAUUACCGUAUGAAGUUGCCCGUAUUCUGCCUGAACUGACAAAGGCACUGAUAACAACAUUAACCUUAGAACUGUCCAUUUUGAACGAUGUUUUUGACACAUUAUUACUACUCCAUCGAGCAUCUAACACUUACAUUUGUCAUUCAAAGUCUAGUUUUUAUUAUUUAUUGCCUACUAAUUUGAAGUCUAGUCAAAUUAGAAGAUCACUUGGUGAUAGGAGACCAGGAAUGGUGAACAAGUUGAAUAGUGAUUGGGAAAGUUCAAAUUUUGAUGGCAACAGUACUAGUGAUCAACCAAAAUUUGAUCAGGAGACCAUCUAUUAUAUGGUUAUGGCUGAUUUUAUAAACAUGAUUGCUAAAAUUAUCGAAGAAGCUUCCGAAUCAAUGUUGUAUAAAAUGAUUGGACCCAUUGUUCGCCCGGGAGUUUUAGUCAUUCUAGGACACAGUGAAUCAGAUAAAGUACGUGAAGCUGUUUUGAAUUGCUUAAUUUGCUGCCUCAAACGGGGUAAAGGGCUUGAAGCAAUCAACACAUUUAUUACCCAUCAUGGAUUACACUUGAUUGCCAAUCAACUCCACCAACAUUCCGCUACAUUUAACCUUAUUAAUCAAGCUUUUGCUUUCAUCAUGAAUACUCAGCCUGAUGAAAGGUUUUCUUUCGAAGAAAAUUUUCCAUCCCUCGAAAUAUACAAGAUGUCCAAUGACCAUUGGAAUUCUUUUGUUUUACUGUUUGCACUUCUUCCAAAUUCAGUGAACGACGUCAAUCUCUGCCAUACAGCAUUAAUUGCUUUACGUAAAUUUAUUGAAAACCUUCCAUUGUCCAGUCCUAUAAUGAAACAUUUAUAUGAAAUUGGUUUCAUUGAGUGUUUAAUAAAAGUUUUAGUGAAUGCUGAUAAUUAUCAACUUGGUCGUGAUGAUUCUAUCGAUGGUUAUGAAGAUGAUGUCAUAAUUAACGAUGUUUUAAAAGUAAUCUAUUCUAUUGGAAGAAAUCUAUUUGAAUCAAGUAGAUCUCAACAUUGGAAUCUCUUUCUUCAAACAAUCAACCAACUCUCACAACUAGAAAAGAAGACUACUCAGGGACUCAGAAACUGGUUCAGAGAAUCGCUUGUGCAUUUAUUUGAAGCUGCCCAUGAUGCUGUUGGUAAUCAUCUUACCGAUUUGAUACGAAAUUGGGAUGAUCGAUCAAAAUUAAUGAAAGCCAUAAACAAAUCAGAGAAAUUCUUCAACCUAUUCUCUCCAUCAGAUGAGACUUACAUGGCUUCUCACAAUUCGGGAUUAGUGGUGGAUUCAACGUCAAUGUCAACUUAUAGUUCGUUUCGAGAGAGACCAAAUUACAUGAAUGAAUCUGAAGCUUCAAAUGCAAUUAAAGGACAUGUUUCCAACUCUGAACUAACUGAUAGAUUUAAAAAAUUGAUCUUCAAAUCUGUUGAUUUCCUUAUUUUAAGAGAAGAUGAUCUUUCCAUCAGUGAAAAGGAAAAAUUUUUCGCUCGUUCUUUAUUACAUCGAAUUUUUCAAGUUCUUGAUCUUAAUAAGAAAAGGUCUGAAAGCAAACGUCGUAAAUCUAUUCUAAAUAAUUUCAUUGGAACCUCCAAAGAGGCUAUCAAAAAUGAAUUGUGUCGAUUGAUUCAUUUCUUGAUGUCUCCACUUCAACCAACACCAGAAAGAUUAUAUUAUGUUUCCUUUUUAAAAUCAAAUGCUGAAAAUUUAACCCUCCUUCUGAGAUCCAACAAUCGUUUUGCAAAUUUAUUCGAAUCAUUUCUCAAAGAUCUUCUCCAAGCUUGUGCUGAUUCUGAUGGUACCGAGUUAGUGCGAGAUCUACUAAAAAUAAAUCCAAUUGGAAAUAAUCCAAACAAAAGAAUGGUAACUAACGAGAUUUCAAAGCGAUUAAUUUCUGAAUGGUUUGUUGAAUGGAACAAAGAAAAAUUUCAAUCAGCCAAUAACCAACAAGAAGAUGCUUCUUUUGAACGAUUACAAUCUUUAUCUCAUAAAGUGGUUGAAAACGCCAUGUGCAUAACUAGAGAUGCUGUUGAAGCCCAAAAUCAGGAGAGGAAAGUUUUCAUCAACCAUUUAAAGCAUCUAUCCUCUGAAAGAUAUUCAAUUCAUAAAGAUUGGAAGUCACUUAUUGAAAUGUUUACCCACGAAAAGGCUGUUUGGUACAAUGAAGAUUCCUAUUUACAUUCCUGGGAACUUGAUCCUACCGAGGGUCCGAUGAGAGUUCGUCGUCGAUUACGUCGUUGUCAUCUUGAUAUUCCAAGUAAAUUUUUCGCUGAACCAGUUUCUCGUCAUCGAACUAAAUACUUGGAUAAAAAUUUAGCUUAUUUGUUUCAAAGAAAUCUCCAUGAAUCUGAUUUUACUGCCUUAAUUGAUCGUCUUUACACAAACGAGAGAAUCCUUUAUACUACAAGUUGUACAAUAAUUGCUCCGGGUGUUGAAUAUCCUGGUGAAAUUUUAAUUGGUUCAAGUUGCAUUCAUUUUGUUGGCGAACAAAAGACACCCUACUCUGAGUCAACUGUAUUUACCGAAGUUUGGUUGUUUGAUGAUAUAAAAGAGAUCCAUCCAUGUCGUUAUCAGCUACAAAAUAAUGCUUUUGAAAUGUUUCUUACCAAUGGAUCAUCUUAUUUGAUUUCAUUUGAAAACAAAUGUGACUGUGAUGAGUUUCUAAAGUAUCUUUAUAUGAAAACAUUGGCCAACUUGACUGAAUUGAAAAGCCUUUCCUCAAUUACUCAACUGUGGCGUGAAGGCCUCAUGACAAAUUUUGAAUAUUUAACAUAUCUAAACAAAAUUUCAGGCCGUUCUUUCAAUGAUCUCAUGCAAUAUCCCGUUUUCCCGUUUAUUUUAGCUGAUUAUGAUAGUACUGUUCUUAACCUUAAAUCACCAGCAUCAUUCCGUAAUCUUUCUAGGCCCAUGGCUGUACAACAUAAAAGUAACGAAGAAUAUUAUAUUAACCAAUACAAUUAUUUAAAAGAGGAAUAUGAGAAGUCAUCAUAUUUUGAAGAUUCCCUUUUCCCAACAACCGGACCUUAUCACUUUGGUUCCCAUUACAGUAAUUCUGGAACCGUAUUACACUUUCUUGUCCGUCUUCCUCCCUUCACUCAAAUGUUUCUCACCUAUCAAGACAAUUCAUUUGACAUUCCUGAUCGAACCUUCCAUUCAAUGGAAACUGCUUGGAGAUUAGCAAGUGGUGAAUCAAAAACUGAUUUUAAAGAAUUGAUUCCAGAAUUUUUUACUCUUCCCGAAUUUCUCUUGAAUCAAGAAAAGUUCAACUUUGGCAUUCGGCAAAAUGGUGAAGUUGUUGAUGACGUUAAAUUGCCAACUUGGUGCAGAGGUGAUGCCAGGCUUUUUAUCCUCAUCCAUAGACAAGCCCUUGAAUCUGAUUAUAUUACUCAAAAUUUGCACGACUGGAUUGAUUUAGUUUUUGGUUACAAACAAACUGGUCGAGCUGCCGUUGAAGCCAUCAACUGUUUCCAUCCAGCCACUUAUUAUGGGGUCGAUGUGUCCAAAAUUGAAGACCCAGUUAAAAGUAAAGCUUUACAUACAAUGAUUAGAACUUUUGGUCAAAUGCCUAAACAAUUAUUCAAUACUCCUCAUCCUUCAAUCAAUACUGAACGUAGAUUGAGGGAUUCAAAGUCACCUUCCAUUGUUUCAGUGAUGGAAGAAGUAACUGGUAUUAAAUGGGGAAAUUAUAUCGGUUCGCCUGCUCAAGUUGAACCAUUGAUUGUUCACAGAGAAAAAAGUACUCGCAAAAUUGCUUCCUUUUGCCCUUUAAUUACAAAUAUUGUGUUUUCCUUGGAAGCCUAUACUUGUCUUCUUUUAACAUAUAAUAGACCUAAACCAAGUUCCAGCUCAAAUAAUCCAUCAGGAGCUACAUACAUUACUUCCCUGGCUCUUGUCUCUUGGAACUAUCCAGAUAAUGUUAUUAGAAUUAAAUAUUCACGAAAUGGUCCAUCUACUCCUCUCAUCUCCGGCAAUCUAAAUUAUGACAAGGUUACUGUAUGUGCCACAACACCUGGAAAAAAUAUGCUCAUGAUCGGACAUCAAUCAGGUUUAAUUACAGUUUAUAAUUUCACUAGUCCAAUAAAGAAUAAUGUUGAGUUGACCGGUUGUAAAAGUUGGUUACAUGGGCACCGUGGACCAGUUAAUUGUAUUGUGAUCAAUCAAGAGUUUAAUGUGAUCGUUUCUGGUGGAGUUGAUGGAGCUUGUAUUAUUUGGGAUCUUAAUAAGCUAUUUUAUAUUCGUACCAUUGCCAGUCAUUCAAACGAAGUGCUUUCGAUUGCUAUAAGCCAAACUCUUGGAGAUAUUGCCAGUUUAAGCCACCAACAAGGAGUGAGCCUAUUAAAAGUAAACACAAUUAAUGGAUCAGUUGUUGGUGAAAUAAAAACCACUGAAAAAAUCACCUCCAUGUGCUAUUCAUCUGCCCCUGAAGGUGUUUCCGUUAAUGUAUUGGCUGUUGGUUUUGCUGAUGGAACAAUCAAAAUGUACAAUUCAUGGGAUUUGGCGCUAGUCCGUCAACUGGUUGCUCCUAAAUUCAACAUGCCAAUUAAAUGCAUGACUUACACACAUGAUAAUCAACAUUUUCAUAUUGCUGGUGAAAAUGGAACCAUCCUUGUGUGGGGAAAAAGUAUUACCAAGAAAAACAAUUUUGUCAACGUUUUCUUUCACUCCGACUCAUCAUCCAGUUAAUCUCAAUCAACAUAUAUUAUAGUAUUUCGUUUAUCGCUUUUCAUUUUAUCAACUGAUCUGCCAUAUUGCUCAUUUCAUUGUUUUUGCUCGCCUUAUGAGACACACAACCACAGAAUAAGACAGCAAAAAGCAAAUUGUUACCUACUCAAAGUUUCUUCGUCAACCUUAUCAAAUCAUUAUCAUCAAAUCAAUAAAGUCACAUGAAAGUAUUAAAAUGACAAGUUAUUAUCCAUCAUAAUGUAAACCAUUUCACCUACAAAAGCAUCUAAUUAACCAAUCGAAUAUCUACAUUUGAUUAAUGGAAUACAUUAAUUUUUAAUGAACCCAAAUGUCUACAGUCCAAGGAAAAAAUGUCAAGCAAAGAAAUAAGAAGAUUUAUUAUUUAUCAUUGAAUUAUAUUCAUCAUGAAUCAUAAAACUCAAAAUAUCAUUGAUUGUAUUGCAAUUUUAUUAUACUCAUAAUGUUUAGUUGAAAGCAUGACGCUUAAUUGUUCACUGUUAUUUUUUUUUAAAAUGAAACAAUCAAAUUUUCUAGUCUAUUGUAAACUCUCUUGAAAUAAACCAUAUUUCUUGGUCAACCCUUCAUCCCUUAAAAACAAAUAACUUCAAGAAUCAAAAGUCACAAUAAACAAAGUCAACAAAUUA